Messenger RNA from Nicotiana attenuata, 3491 nucleotides. Its product is annotated as putative late blight resistance protein homolog R1B-17. Gene Ontology annotation, biological process: defense response to other organism. The record is from RefSeq and is a predicted model, not a curated record. NCBI's taxonomy places the organism in Eukaryota, Viridiplantae, Streptophyta, Magnoliopsida, Solanales, Solanaceae. The transcript is spliced from 3 exons. The coding region runs from base 444 to 2093 and encodes 549 amino acids. Gene Ontology annotation, molecular function: ADP binding.
CGAUCAACCCCAAUAAAAAAUGACUUGAUGUGGUGGAGUUUGUUAGUAGCCGGCCUUGUGCAUUUUCAAGAGUUUUUGCUGAACAAAAAGUAUACUAGUAACUUGAUUCUUCCCACUGGAAAAACGCCCAGAAACUGAUCUAGAGAGAGAGAUGGCUUAUGCUGUUGUAACUUCACUUGUGACAACUCUUGGACAAGUCUUGCAAUUCAAUCCAAGUUUUGAUAUCUGAAAGCAAGCUACUUAUCGUUUCUCUUUAUGGAAGACUUUCUUCAUUGCAAGCUUUUCUUGAGGAUGGAGGAAAACGGAUCAAUGAUCAAGAAACGUUGACUAUUUUGGAGAAGAAGAUCAGAAAUGCAGUGUAUAAAGCCGAAGACACAGUUGAUUUAUGCUUAAAAAGAAUCCAUGUGGCUGAAACUUAUAGCAAUCAAGACAAUGGUCGUCGUAUGCUUUAUGACGAGUUGCAGCAAAUAGGAAAGGUAAUGGAUUCCAUACAAGAAGAAGUGAUGAAAUUCAAGAAUGAGAAUCAACAUAUCAAAGAUCCCCCUGCAAUAAAUUUUUUCCCUCUCCGCUCAUCCGGACAUGUCUUGGAUGAGGAAAAUACAUUUGUCGGAAUGGAGAAUGUCUUCAACAAGGUACUCAAUCAACUCAUUGGAGGGAAUGCACGGGAGCUGAAUGUCGUCUCAGUUGUUGGUAUGGGCGGUAUUGGUAAGUCAACUCUUGCCGGAAGAAUUUUUAGGAAUCCAUCAGUAUUCUAUCACUUUGAUGUUUCAUCAUGGUUAACUGUCUCUCAAGAAUAUGAUGUUAGAGAAAUGCUUUUAGAUGUUUUAAGCUUUGGUACACCGUCUCUGAAGGCAAUGUAUAGUAAUUUGAGCAAUGACCAACUAUUAGAGCAAGUGUAUAGAAAACUGAAAGGCAAGAGGUAUUUGAUAGUUUUGGAUGAUAUAUGGAGUAUAGAGGCCUGGAACCUAGUCAUAAGAUCAUUUCCCGAUGAUGAAAAUGGAAGUCGAAUCAUGUUAACUACGAGGCUCUCAGAAGUAGCAAUUUCUGCUGGUAAUAGUUACACUUUUAACAUGCCUUUCCUUAAUCUGGAAAAUAGUUGGAAACUAUUGGCAGACAAGGUAUUUGGUAUCGCAGGCUGUCCUCUUCGAUUGGAGUCAAUGGGAAAGCAGAUAGCACGACAAUGUCAAGGAUUACCUCUCUCUCUCGUUGUCAUAGCCGGGCUUCUCCCCAAGAUCAGUAGGACAUAUAAGGAUUGGAAAAAAGUUCUUGAAAGCAUGAAAUCACAUGAAGGUUCAACCUCUGAGCAGUGUUUAGCAAUAUUAGCUUUGAGUUAUAACUACUUGCCUUGUAGCUUAAAAGCUUGUUUUCUUUAUAUGGGUGCUUUUCCUGAAGAUGAAGAAAUCCGUGUGGAUAAGUUGAUCAAAAUUUGGGUUGCUGAAGGUUUUCUGAAGCCAAGUAGUCAUAAAAAGUCGGAAGAGGUGGCAGAAGAGUGCUUAGAGGAUUUAGUUAGCAGAAGUUUGAUUAUAGUUAGUAGACGAAGAGCGAAUGGCAAAAUUAGAAGUUGCAGAAUUCAUGAUCUCCUUCGGCAAUUAUGCUUGAGAGAAGGAAAAUCUGAGAAGUUCUUUCAUGUCAUAACUAAAAGUUAUGAAAUGUCCACGGAAGGCAUGGAGAUUGAACAUCGACUGUGUUUGCAUCCAGAUGGUUUAGAAAAUCGAAGUCUUGGACUGGAGAAAGGUAAUUUUGAUUCAGUUCGGACCAUCUUGUGCCUCGGUGAACUCCAUUCUUUCUUUAACUCUGGAUGCUAUAAAAUAGUGGAUUCCCGUUUUGAAUUGCUAAGGGUAUUGGAUGUACUAAAUAUUCACUUUCCAAGUUUUCCCAAUGAGAUAACACAAUUAGUACAGUUGAGAUAUGUUUGUUUUACCACUGGUAGUGAAGUUCCGGUAUCCAUAUCCAAUCUUUGGAACCUACAAACGAUGAUUGUUAUUUCAGUUGCGGAAAAUGAAUUACGCCUGCCAUUGGAAACUUGGAGGAUGUCAAGUCUGAGACAUUUCAAUCCAGGGAGAAUGUACUUGCCUGCUCCUCCCAAGGCAUAAAAUUUUCUUGGUUUAGAAUACUUAGAAACUCUUCAUUCGUUACGAACUGCUGAUUCCAGUUGGAAGGAGAUUUUUAUGGCGGUCACUAAUGUAAAGACAUUGGGAGUUUUGAUCAAUCCAGAUCUUAAUGAAUGGUCUAAUUUUAAUGACAGUCUAAUCUGUCUAUCUCAUCUCCAGAAGCUAAGAAUUCAUCUUGCACUUCCCCCUUAUGUACAGUUUUUCCGAAGGCUUCCUGCUCCGCAAUGGAACUCUUUCCCUACAAAACUAAUGCAUUUGACACUUGAAGCAACACAUCUGCUAUGGAAGGAUAUGACUAUGCUCGGUAAAUUACCCAAUCUUGAGGUUCUCAAACUAAAAUAUUUUGCGUUUCAAGGGAGCAAUUGGAAUUUAAAUGAAGGGGGUUUCAAGAAACUCAAGUUGCUACACAUUUUUAUGACUAACUUGAUUCGCUGGAAAGCUACCAGUGAUAGUCUUCCUAGCCUUGAGUGUCUAGUUUUAAGGCAUUGCUAUAAAUUGGAGGAGAUUGCUACUGAGAUUGGAGAUAUUCCCACGUUAAAAUUGAUCGAGUUGCAUCAUUGUAGCCACGCUGCUGCCACUUGUGUAGAGGAAAUUCUUGAAGAACAAAAAAGCAUGGGAAACGAAAUACUGGUCGCCAAUGCCUACGAUACUGGAGUGCAAUACUUCGACAUGAGAGGUGAAGUUGACGAAGAUGAUAUUGCUUCCACCUACGGCUCUGAUGUAACGUAUAAUCAUAUGAGCAAUAUGCAUAGAAAAUUCCUUACCAAAGCGAGGGAAGAAGUACACAAGGAAGACGAUAUUAAUUUUGAUGUUGAAGAGUUAGCAUAUAGUCGUUGGAUCACUACAUGCUUAAAAUAUGAGGAGAAGCCCAAACAGUUAGGUUAGAAUAUGGAUCAGAACGUGUACAGUGGGAUAGUUCUACCAAUAAAUUACCUCAAGGAGCGAGAGUAGCUCGUGAUCUUAGUAAAAAUCUUAGCCGAAGAUCUGAGGAGAAGGCCAAACAGUUGAUCUUAGAUUAUGCAGGAACAGAAUGUCGCCAGGGAAAUGCAGAUCUUGCAGUGAAUUUUUCGCCUCCAUCCUCUCCAGGUAGUGGACAUUGAUAUUACUCUGAAUGAUAGAAGAUAUUGCAAUUCCAGUAAAAAAUCCCAGUUUUAUUCAAAGUUGAAGAGAUUAAUUGGGCAAGAGUAAAGAUGAAUCCAGUCUGCUAUAUCUUUUGUCCAAGCAAGACUAUAUGAUCAGGAAUGGAUGUUACACUGUAGCCAUCACCAGUUCCGAAACAGCAGAACUGCCCCACAUCAGACUACAAGAUUUUCUUGCAUUAUAUAGGCUUUUUUUUUUUGAGUUUGACUACUAGAAUUAAAUAUUUUGAGUUGUUUGAUA